This is a messenger RNA of Durusdinium trenchii, 1950 nucleotides long. Lineage: Eukaryota; Dinophyceae; Suessiales; Symbiodiniaceae. The record is from the annotation of a GenBank genome assembly.
AUGACCCCGCUGGACUGCUGCGUUGCAGCAUCCAAUGCUCCGGCAUGGCGAAUGCUCAAAAAUGCAAGUGGCGGACAAGCCAAACACAGGAAGUACGAGGCGGAGUACCGCUCUGUGCGUGCUGCUGUCUCCUCCAAUUGCCUCUUCUUAAUGCGCAACGUUCACCUGCGGCAGGAAGAGGAUGUCAAGAAGGGUAAGGUCGAUUUGGGAGACUUGCUUCAUCUUGCAGUCAGCGCGAGAGGUGUGGGAGAAGAAGUUACGCACUACUUGGUUGACCAGGGGGCUGACGUCAAUUCGAUCAAAGAUGGGUUCAGUGUCCUGGAUGCCUGCCUUGCCCAAAAUGCAGUGAGCGAAAGCGUGCUAGGGAAGCACGCCAAGCUGUGCAAAUACCAGGGCUACACUUUGUGCAUGGCAGCAAAAGAAGGGCUGGCAGGCCUGGCACGCUAUUUGGCUAGCACUGCGCGGAAGGGCAGCAAAGAUGGAACAAGGCAAAGGGAUUGCGGCUAUUUGCCCCUGCAUCUUGCUGCCAGCCAGGGACAUGCCGAAACAGUCAAGGUUUUAUUGAAAGCCAGCUGCAAUGUUCACGAGCAGACUGAUGGUGGUCACACUGCUCUCGAUUUGGCAUGCGAAACCCUCGCUGCAUCCGCGCCAAAUUCCGAGGUCUAUUCCAAACUUUGCCGCACCAUUGACAUUUUGCUGUCCCGCAACUGUAAGCUGAAGGAAUUUCGAGGAGAAAGAGAGCUGGAGAACGCGAAACAGCACAUCCUGAAGGAGUUGAAGGCUGAACCGCGAGAAGACAAGGAAGAAUCGAAGACUGAUGCGCGCAAGCUUGCAAAGCGAAGGCGAGACGAACAGGACGAGCCUUUGAAGAUAGUGGACCGGGAGGUGAAAGCCAAGGUAGCAGAAGAAGAGAGGAAGGCGGAGUACUACAAGGAGGCUGAGAAGUUGGCCAAAAAAGUCGCGGAAAGCCGGGAGGUACUCCAAGCGAGUUGGAGAGGUGACGGAGACAAGUUGCCAGAGUACUUGUCAAGCAAGUACUACCAGAUCCGGAUUGACGUGCUUCGGAGGAAGAUCCAGGAGAGAGAUCAACACAUUGAAGAAGCCUUGAAGAAGAUGGACUUCGCAGAAGAGGACUACUUGUGGCUACUUCGGAAGAAGAUGAGAGAUUUGAGGCUGAAGUACCAUCCUGACAAGAUCAACGACAGACAGCCUACUGACGAGGAUUACAAGUUCUACGAGCGCAUCACAAAGGCAUACGAUGUCCUGUCCACCAAAGAGGAACGGGACAAGUACUUGGAGAUGGCCAAUCAUGUGGAAUGGUUGCAGCAACGUGGAGAAGCUGAAGAAGCACGGCUUGUUGAAAAGGCAAUGUACGACAUGGAAGCUCCACAGAAAAAGGUGAAGAAAGAUGACAAGAGAGAAGAAGAAACUGGACAACCGCCUCGAGAACAUGUUGAGAGGGCCAAGAAGAAGCUCCAAGAAAGGCAAAAUGAGGAAACGUGGGAGAAGCCUGACAAGAUCAAAGCUUUGAUUUUGGGCACUCCAAACAAAUGCAAGGCUCCAGUUGUGACAGCACAGCGGUUCUCUGAACGCUUGGAGCAGUGCUGGAUUGACAUUGAAUGGACAUGCAAGAUGGCGUGUGCAUCUGCUGAGCGCAUUGAGUACGAACUGCGGGUGCAGGCCAUCGGCAAAAGUUCAGAGGCAUGGGACGAGGUCUACCAUGGUUGGGAAAGCAGUGUUUCACUGGGACCAUUCCCUGUUGGCUCUUACGAGUUCAUGGUCAGAGCUCGAAACAGCAUAGGCUGGGGAGAGUGGAGUGAUGUGGUGGUGGUCACAUUGGAUGAUCCGAAGUGGGAAAAGCAGCAGCGGAAGGAGGCAGAGACCCAGGUGCUGCGAGAGCAAGCAAAGACAAUAUCCCAUGAGUUGCAAGCAAUUCUUGAUGAGUUCGAG